AGUCUCAAAUUAACGCAUUGGUACUUAAGUCAGCGCACGUAAUCGGUCGAUACCAAAACACGCCGAGAAAAAGCGCGCUGUAGCGUUUUCAAGCUGCGCUUCAUGAAGAAACCUGUCUCGUAAUUCUGACAAAAUUGCACUUGUUUAUAUUAGUAGCAAGAUCUUUAUGUAAACCACAACUCGCUCAGGGUCUCUGAGUUGGACAUUUGGCCUCUCGACGUCAAAAGAAAUUCCUCUAAAAACAGGCUUUGAUAUUUCUGAAGUUCACUCGUUGCUGUGGCGCUCGAAAUGCUGGAGACAACACAUUCGUGGCUCUUAGAGUCUGGAGCUACAAUCGCCAUCAUUUUGUUUUCCCUGUAUGUGUACUUCAAAAUAUCUUAUUCUUACUGGGAGAAACGCGGUGUUCCGACCGUGAAACCAACUGUUCCAUUCGGGAAUUUCCCCGGUUCCAUCAUCUCAGGAAUAAACCCCGCGUUCGAAAUCGUAGAUCUGUACAAAGCAUUUAAAGGUCACAAAGUCGGAGGGCUGUAUAAAUUGUCUGGUCCGUCCCUUCUACUGCUGGACCCUGACGUUAUCAAGGAUGUUCUGGUCAAAAAUUUCGAAUAUUUCUACAGUCGAGGACGAGUGUUUGAUGAUGAAUACGAACCAUUGGAUGGUCAUUUAUUUUCGCUGUCUGGAACCAAGUGGAGAAACCUGAGGGUGAAACUCACCCCAAUAUUCACAACAAAGAAAAUGAAGAUGAUGUUCGGAGCGGUGGUGGAAUGUGGCAAAGACCUGCAGGCGGCUCUUCUGAAAAGCGUCGACAACGGGGACCCGAUAGAGAUACACGACUUCCUAGCGAGGUAUAGUACUGACGUGAUAUCUUCUUGCGCUUUCGGAAUUCAGUGCAACUGUCUGAAGAAUCCAGAAGCAGAAUUUCGUCAGUGGGGAAGAAGGGUAUUUGCACCCCAUUUCAGGCAGAGGAUGACCUCUCUUAUGCAAGUGGUGUUUCCUUCCUUGGUUUACACUUUCAAACUGUCUUUAGUUCCUAGAGAAGUAAGCAACUACUUCCAGAGAAUGGUCAGAGAAACUGUCGAGUACCGCGAAAAGCAUAACGUGGAAAGGAAUGAUUUUAUGCAGCUGAUGAUACAACUCAAAAACAAAACAUUGUCUAUAGCCGAAGAGGAGGACCUAAACUACCUGGAGAAACAAACAGAUAAACUGAAGAGCAAUGUGCCGUUUGAAAUCUCAAUGAAAGUAAUAGCGGCCCAAGCAUUUGUGUUCUUUAUCGCCGGCUUCGAGACCUCAUCAAACACAAUGGCAUUCUGUCUGUAUGAACUGGCACGGCACCCAGAUAUGCAGGAGCGAGUCCGCACUGAGAUUGAUGCAGUGCUGCAGAAACACGGAGGAGAAAUCACCUAUGAAGCCAUAACGGAGAUGGAAUAUCUAGAUAAGGUCUUCUGUGAGACCUUACGGAUGUACCCACCAGUUCCUGCGGUUACGAGGGAGUGCACGAAGACAAUCAAGCUGCCCGGAACUGACGUCACUGUGGAAAAAGGAGUACACGUGCUGCUGCCUAUCCUGGCGCUCCAUCGCGACCCCAAGUACUACCCUGACCCCGAGAGGUUCGACCCGGAACGCUUCAGCGAAGAGGAGAGGAAGAAGAGGCCCCAGUUCAGCUACAUUCCGUUUGGAGAGGGGCCGAGACUCUGUAUAGGGAUGAGAUUCGCUAUGAUGCAGGUCAAAGUGGGCCUCAUCAACGUGCUGUCCAAAUUUGAGGUGCAGGCGAGCGACAAGACUCCACCAAUUGCCGAAAUUGAUACGCGCGCCGUUAUAAUGACUCCCAAGGGAGGAAUGUGGCUCAAUCUUGUGAAGAGGCAGUACACGUAUCUUCUCCAAUUGAGUGUCCUCUUUGCCAUUGCCCUGACUGCCAUCUAUGUGUACUUCAAAGCAGCGUUCUCAUACUGGCAGAAGCGUGGUGUGCCCUCUUUGAAACCGAAGCCACCAUUCGGGGAUCUUGGUGACGCAAUAUUCAGAGGAAAGAGUGUUCGGCAAGCAGUCACUAUACUUUACAAAGAGUUUGAUGGACAGAAAUUUGGAGGAAUAUACAAUUUUGCUAGUCCAACGCUACUCCUGCGGGACCCCGAAAUUAUGAAGGUUGUUUUGGUUCAAGAUUUUGAUAAGUUUCACAGCCGCGGAAUGCUAGUAAAUGAAGAGAGGGAUCCCUUACAGGGUCACUUGGUUACUUUGUCUGGAUCAAAAUGGAAAAAUCUAAGGGUCAAACUGACUCCAACGUUCACAUCCGGGAAGAUGAAGAUGAUGUUUGGAACUCUGGUAGACUGUGGAAGGGAACUCCAACUUUGUCUUGAGCCACUUGCCCAUAAGGGAGAAACAGUUGAGGUAAAGGAUGUCCUCGCAAGAUACAGCACAGAUAUCAUAGCUUCCUGCGCGUUUGGCAUUCAGUGCAACUGUCUGAAGAACCCCGAUGCUGACUUCCGUAAAUGGGGGAGAAAAAUUUUGGAACCUACUUUGAUGAGAAGACUCGCCCGAAUUGUACAAUUUGCUUUUCCGUCAUUGGCGCUUCGGUUGAGGCUCGAAACACCUCCAGACGAUAUCAGCAACUAUUUCAUCAACAUGGUGAAGAACACAGUGGAAUACCGCGAAACGAACGGAGUCAAGAGGAAUGAUUUCAUGGAUCUCAUGAUACAACUGAAAAAUAAAACACUGGAGGUGCCUGAAGGAGAAGACAGCGCUCUCGGAAACCUGGAUAUAGACGACAUGAAAACUAACGCUCCAUUUGAAAUAACAAUGAACGUAAUAGCAGCCCAGGCGUUUGUGUUCUUUCUCGCUGGCUUCGAGACGUCGUCAACCACAAUGACGUUCUGCCUUUAUGAACUGGCACUGAAUCCAGAUAUCCAGGAGCGUCUCCGGGCUGAGAUAGAUACAGUGCUGCAGAAACAUGAAGGGAAUAUUACUUACGAAUCCGUUUUCGAGAUGAAAUAUUUGGAGAAAGUUGUGGACGAAACCCUGCGUAAAUACCCACCUGCCAUUGUACUCACCAGACAGUGCGCAAAGACUACCAAACUUCGCGGAACUGACGUAACGGUGGAGAAGGGAACUAAAGUUCUGAUUCCUGUUCUGGCGCUCCAUCACGACCCCAAGUACUACCCUGACCCGGAGAGGUUCGACCCAGAACGCUUCAGCGAGGAGGAAAAGAAGAAGAGGCCCAAGUUCAGUUACCUCCCGUUUGGGGAGGGGCCCAGGAUAUGCAUAGGAAUGAGGUUUGGGCUGAUGCAGACCAAAGUGGGCCUCAUCAGUAUCUUAUCAAAGUACGAGGUGCAGUGUUCAGAGAAGACGUCGGUGCCCCUCGAGUUCGAUUCGAGAGCCCUGGUACUGGCGCCCACAGGCGGAAUGUGGCUCAAAUUUGUGAAGAGAUGUGCCAAGUGAAAACGAGUAGGGGAA
Cryptotermes secundus is the source of this 3441-nucleotide messenger RNA. RefSeq lists its product as uncharacterized. Gene Ontology annotation, molecular function: heme binding; monooxygenase activity; iron ion binding. The record is from RefSeq and is a predicted model, not a curated record. NCBI's taxonomy places the organism in Eukaryota, Metazoa, Arthropoda, Insecta, Blattodea, Kalotermitidae. The coding region runs from base 289 to 3426 and encodes 1045 amino acids. The transcript is spliced from 9 exons.